ACAACAAUUUCUACCACUAUGCCUUCAUCGCUAUUUUCGACUGGCAUGAAUACACCACCGACAAAAACACCAACAUUCCAGAACUCCUCAAAUACUACAAGCCAGACAACACAAUCCUUAGCUACAACAGCUACAAGCAUGCCUAUAACACCAACUUCAAAAGCAUCAUUGGAGAUUUCAUCUACUCUCAAAAUCGUAUCUUUAGGAAUGUCAACAACUUCUGCUGGUGUUCAUUCAUCAGCAUUUUCAACUAGCAUUCCUACACCAAGAACUACGACAGCAACAAGUAUUACAUCCUCCCCAGGCAAAAGCAUAUCAACAACUGCUGCAACACCUUUAACAAGCAGAUUUACACAAGGAGUUACAUCAACAGCCCUGAAUUCAACGACUGGUAAGAACAUAUCAACAAUUACAACAACAGUCUCCCCUAAUACAUCCCCACCAUUGUUUUCACCUGGCUCAACAACUACAUUACCAACUACCACAUCGACGAGUCUUAUUUCUUCAACAAGUGGAAGGUCAUCGACAUCUACAGAAACCUCUUCAGCAAAGUCUUCUACUUCAGGUUCAGGUACAACAAUGAGCAACCUAUCAUUGCAUGUUUCGACACCAAGAGUCCAGACUACCACUACUGGUACAGGGGCAUCUACUUUAUCAACAAUUUCUACCACUGUGCCUUCAUCACUACUUUCGACUGGCAUGAAUACACCACCGACAAAAACACCAACAUUCCAGAACUCCUCUAAUACUACAAGCCAGACAACACAAUCCUUAGCUACAACAGCUACAAGCAUGCCUAUAACACCAACUUCAAAAUUUUCUCUGGAAAUUUCAUCUACUCUCAAAAGCGUAUCUUCAGGAAUGUCAACUACAACUUCUGAUGGUAUUCAUUCUCCAGCUUUUUCAACUAGCAUUCCUAUACCAAGAACUAUGACAUCAACAAGUAUUACAUCCUCCUCAGGCCAAAGCAUGUCAACAACUACAGCAACUUCUUCAAUA
Danio rerio (zebrafish) is the source of this 999-nucleotide messenger RNA. Lineage: Eukaryota; Metazoa; Chordata; Actinopteri; Cypriniformes; Danionidae. The record is from RefSeq and is a predicted model, not a curated record.